AUGAGUAAUCCCUACCAGCAACUGUCGUAUCCGGCUCAAGGCCAGAGCCAAAACGCUUAUGAAAUGAGCAAUGUCGCACACUCAACAAGCAACUACAACUACAACAACAACACCAACAACAACUACGACUCCAAACAGUACUCAUCGUCCAAUGAGGAUGACUUUGUCCAGUUUAUGAAUGAGAUCCAAGACAUCAAUGCCCAGUUGGACAAUUACUCACAGUUGAUCAACUUGAUCGACAAUAAGCAAAAAUCAUUCUUGUACAAUAUCGAUUUGAACGACGAGGACACCGAAUACUCAUCAAAACAGCUCGAUAGCUUAGUGGGCGAAGCACAAUCAAUCCAAUUGGACUUGAAAACCCGCAUCAAAAACGUACAGUACCAAGCAAUAACAUCAAAAGACCAAACUAAAGUCGACCAAGCCGAAACAUCCAGAAAAAGAUUCUUGGACCUUAUCCAAGACUACAGAUUGAUUGAAGCAAAAAACAAGGAACAAUCAAAAGAACAAAGCGCUAGACAAUACCAAAUAAUCAAACCAGACGCCACUCAAGAAGAAAUCAACGCGGUAGUCGAAGACGGCGGAACCCAAUACUUUCAACAAGCUUUGUUGCAAAGCAACCGAAGAGGCGAAGCUCGCUCAGUAUUGGAUGAAGUCCAAGUAAGACACCGUGAAUUAUUGAAAUUGGAAAAAACUAUGGCUGAAUUGACCCAGUUAUUCCACGAUAUGGAAGAAUUGGUGAUUGAACAAGACCAACCAAUACAACAAAUCGAAGAACAAGUCGCUACUGCACAACACGAUAUCGAACAAGGUGUAGGUCACACCGAUAAGGCAGUCACUAGCGCCAGAUCAGCUAGAAAGAAGAAAUUAUGGUGUUUGGCCAUUGUUAUCAUAUGUAUCAUUAUUGUUGUUGUUAUCAUCGCCGCCUACUUUGGCUCAAAGAACUAA
Messenger RNA from Lodderomyces elongisporus, 945 nucleotides. It is a transcript of the gene SSO2, whose product is annotated as syntaxin. The transcript has a single exon. Gene Ontology annotation, biological process: exocytosis; vesicle fusion; intracellular protein transport. The record is from RefSeq and is a predicted model, not a curated record. Gene Ontology annotation, molecular function: SNARE binding; SNAP receptor activity. The coding region runs from base 1 to 945 and encodes 314 amino acids. Gene Ontology annotation, cellular component: SNARE complex; endomembrane system; plasma membrane. Lineage: Eukaryota; Fungi; Ascomycota; Pichiomycetes; Serinales; Debaryomycetaceae.